AUGCGUCUUGACCCCCGUCCCAGGACGUCAGAAGUACGCCGCUCAGACCCAAUUGGUCAAGUCUAUGCACUGGGCAACGCUGGCGGUCACCACAUGAACGAGUCGUACGCAGUCCGUUCCACGCCUGCUCUCGCACCGCGCACCUCAUCUCGACAGUCGACCCAACGCACAUCUUUCUUUGGUCGCCGCAUCCAGGCACCUACCCCCGCCCCCGCCCCCGCCCCCGCCCCAGCGCGCUCAUCAAGACCAGCUACAGCAUCAGCCAUGGCCGGACUCUCACGAGACGGAAAGAAGGUUGGCGCAAACCGUGUUGGCACAUGGCUCACUUACAUCCAGGUUGACGCCGAAGCGAUCAAUACUGCGCCCAGAAAUGUCGAAGUGGAUGACUGGAGGUGCGAUGGCACCAUGAUUGGCAUUGAUUAA
Plenodomus lingam JN3 is the source of this 423-nucleotide messenger RNA. The record is from RefSeq and is a predicted model, not a curated record. NCBI's taxonomy places the organism in Eukaryota, Fungi, Ascomycota, Dothideomycetes, Pleosporales, Leptosphaeriaceae.